This is a messenger RNA of Oncorhynchus masou masou (cherry salmon), 2327 nucleotides long. RefSeq names its product complement factor B-like. Gene Ontology annotation, cellular component: classical-complement-pathway C3/C5 convertase complex; extracellular exosome; extracellular region. NCBI's taxonomy places the organism in Eukaryota, Metazoa, Chordata, Actinopteri, Salmoniformes, Salmonidae. Bases 116 to 493 code for a protein of 125 amino acids. Gene Ontology annotation, molecular function: serine-type endopeptidase activity. The record is from RefSeq and is a predicted model, not a curated record. The transcript has 4 exons. Gene Ontology annotation, biological process: response to bacterium; complement activation; proteolysis.
GCUAUCGUUAUUAAUAUUCAAUGUGCAUUUACGGUAGUAUGCUAUCUAAUGGUAGUUGAUCUUUCUUUGCCCAGAGGAAUUCCUAUUGAAUCAGAAUUCUGUACCUGCCAGAUUCAUGUCUGAGUGGAAGGGUCAGAUGUACGAGAAGGAUGUUCAAAUCAAAUUGAAAGAAAAGAGGGAGAGCUGUAUUAAGGAUGCAGAGGAAGCUGAGGGCAUUACAAACUACAAGGAGGCUGUGACUAAGAACUUCCUGUGUACAGGAGGGACAGAAGACAAAGUUGAGGACAUUGCCUGCAAAGGUGACUCUGGUGGCGCCCUGUAUCUGAAAAAUCUAAAACGUCGGAUUCAGGUGGGUGUGAUCAGCUGGGGGGUUAAGGACCUGUGUAUGGGUAAUAUCCCAAAGCCUCUUUCAACUGCAACUACUAGAGAUUACCACAUUAACCUAUUCCGAAUGCAGAAGUUCCUCAAGGAGCACCUGGGAGAAAAAAAAUGAAACUAAUUAUGAGCCAUUAAAAUUUGUUGACUGAUAAUCAUAUGUGUAACUUGCAUACAUACUUGCUAAAUACAGUAGGCCUAUAUCAACAAUUCAAAUAGAAUGUAGAAGUUGUGCCCAUGCAGAAGUUGUGAAGAGUAGUUCGUUAUUUUCAGUCAAUGUGAUGUUGUUUGUAUGUUUAUUGUAGGAAUAUGAAAUUAAUGUCUGCAACGGUUUAGAUUUUUACUACAAAUUAACAUGAUUUGGUUUAGUUCAAAUGUGUGUUUGUUGACAGUUCAGUCAAAUAUCAAAUGAAAAUCUGCCGUCUUUGACCUGUUGUGUAGUUAGUUAUGCAUCAAAACACAAUGAUUGUCUUUGGACUUUACUUUGGUCAAGACCCAAAAGAUAGUUUUAUGGUAAGAGCAUGUCCUGGUUAAUUUUCAACCCAGUCAAGUGUUCCGAGAAAUGAUUUUGAAUUUUGCUAGUGGAGAUGACAGUUGUGACAAUGAUGUUUUGUGUGUCAUUGUUAGAUUACAGUGGCUUUUGGGCAUGGCAUAUUUUUUAAAUCCAAUACAUUUUUCAUUUUUUAUUUCAAUCUAUGUGGGUACAUCUUCUCAUUCUAAAUCAGGGAUGGGCAACUUUGAUGGGGGUGGGGGCCACAAAUAUCCGGCACUCAUCAUGAGGAGCUACAGUGGUUCGUGGGUUUGCAUACCCACAUCCAUACUCCCCCCCCCCCCCCACCUUGCGAAAAAAACAUUUUAGCAGCCCCCCCCCCCCCCAAUCAAAUCAAAUUGUAUUGGUCACAUUCACAUGUUUAGUAGAUGUUAUUUGGAGGCUCUGCAGUUGUGGGCAGUGCAGUUGCCGUACCAGGUGGUGAUGCAGAACAACAGGAUGCUCUCAAUUGUUCAUCUGUAAAAGUUUGUGAGGGUUUUAGGUGACAAGUCAUAUUUCUUCAGCCUCCUGUCUGUGUGGGUGGACCAUUUCAGUUUGUCAUUUAGUUCAGUUACCUUGCGUUCUUGGUUAAUGACAGGGAAGAGAAACAUUUUCCGUUUUAAAGUUAAUUUCCAAUUCUGCACACUUGGCCAUGGGGCAAAGAGAAAGUUUUUCCAUUUUAAAGCAAGUUUUCUGCAAUUCUACACAUUUUGCCAUGCGGCAGAGAGUUAAAUGUGUAGUUUUACAGCUAAUUUCCUGCAAUUCUACACAUUUUGCCAUAGGUUGGAGGUAAAUGUUUGCAGUUUUUAAUAUGAUAACUGAUGAUCAAUGGGUCCCACCCCUGUCGGUAAUUCUGCCAUGCUUACUACAAGUUUAGAUAGCUGGCCGCAAGACUAAUUUACCAAUCUAAAAAUGUUUUGCUGACAUGGGCUAAAUAAGUGACUGCUGAUGCACAACCAAAUUUCGAAAUUGCACCUUGUGUAUUCUAUUAUUAUUGAAUAAAAUAAAAUGUGUCAAAUUGGUCCACGGGUCUACAAAAGGGAUAGGCCGCCAGUUGCCCAUCCCUGUUCUAAAUCAACUAAUAUGGCAGUUGAAUUUCUCUAAGUCAUUUCUACCAUUAUGAGAACAUUGUGUCACCAGCAAGAUUAGUAACACCAAUGAUGGGAACACCAAUGACAAAUCUGCGGUAAAUUUAGUAACUCCAACAACACGUUAGAUUUAGACAUAUCAAAAUGUCACGACAUGAUAUGAAAGCAUGCGAUUUAUUGGGCUACAGACAAAAUAAGUUAGGAUGAACUUCACAGGGUGGUGAAAGUGCACAGUGAUGAACUGGAUGCUCCUUUCAAUAAAUAUUAAGGGUCUUAUUCUGGUACCAUGAGGAUUGAUGCUUGGCUGCUGUUUGACAAAUAAAGAUAAUCUCGCA